Molecule: messenger RNA, 1011 nt
Organism: Dibothriocephalus latus
Lineage: Eukaryota; Metazoa; Platyhelminthes; Cestoda; Diphyllobothriidea; Diphyllobothriidae
Source: the annotation of a GenBank genome assembly
AUGUCUGUUCUCCAGGGAUCUGAAAAAGAGUUUGAGGAGGAUGCUUCGAAUGAUGCACCCGAUGAUAUUCAGGCAGAAAAGGAUGCACAGCUGGAAGAGUAUAAUCAAAUCGAAAGUAUUCUGCAGGACCUGCAUCCAAAUAAGAGGCGUUCCCUAGAAUCCUUGCCUUUUUUCCUGAUCACGGGCUCUGAAAAGGAUAUCGAGGAUGAUGCAUCUGAUAAUAGUCAGGCACAAAAGGAUGCGCAGCUAGACGAGGAUCAUCGAAUUGAUGGUAUUCUGCACGACCUACAUCCAAAUAAGAGGCGUUCUCUAAAAUCCUUGCCAUUUUUCCUGGUCACAAUGUACUUCUGCUGUGCUCUUCUGCGAUUUACUUUCUUCUUGGCUCAACUUACACGCCAGGCUGAUGAUCACUUUCACGACGAUGCGACAACGGCUCGCAUUGCUCAGACCCUUUCCUACGCUCUUGCCGGUGGCAUUUUAGCCGGUUUGCUCUGUGGGGCCGUCAUUGACAAGUUGCGGGCAGUUUUUAAACCCAAAAUCUCUCACCUGCUAACGUUUGAGAGAAACGGCGAUAUAGACAAAGCGAUCCUGUGGCUGAAACUCCUACCCAUGUCUUUUUCUAUGCUGAUUAUGUCUACAUUUGCCAUCAUUGUAAGCAGCCUUGUGUUCGUCGCGAUUGAACAGGUGUACUAUGCCAACUUCUUCUUCCUUGUAAUUAUGCGCGGCUUCCUAUUCAGCACCUUUUCUUCCUCGAUGAUGGCCGCCUUUCCAGUGGCACAGUUUGGCACCCUCUACGGCAUUGGCGGUGCCAUUGCGGGUGCCUUCUCCUGCCUUCAGUAUGCCCUGCUUGUGCCUGCACCUACAAUUGGAAAUGGAAUCGCGCUUGGUAUUUCCAUCCUCAUGUUUAGUCCGCCUAUAAUCAUAAUCUGCAAGUCGCUUCACAUAAAGAAGAAGGCCCUUCAAGAUGCAUUACCCGCGAAGGAAAAGGAUGAUAUUUCGGUUUUUAUGUAG